Messenger RNA from Spirodela intermedia, 1022 nucleotides. Lineage: Eukaryota; Viridiplantae; Streptophyta; Magnoliopsida; Alismatales; Araceae. The record is from the annotation of a GenBank genome assembly.
AUGGCGGCGACGGUGACAGCAGCCUCCGCGGCGGUCCUCAAGAGCCGGUUCCUCGGCCAGACGAGGGGCUCCGCCGCGAGCCCUCUCAGGGAGGCCGUCGCAAUGGGGAACGGCAAGUACACCAUGGUGAGUGAGUAAAUGAAUCAGGACGCCGUCAAUUCAUGAGAUUGUAUUGCAUUGCCCUCCCUCUUCUCUUCUUGAGCUGCUGCUGGGUUUUCGCUGACUGAAAACUGGUUCGAUGGGUGUGUGUGCAGAGCAAUGACCUGUGGUACGGGCCUGACCGGGUGAAGUACCUCGGACCCUUCUCCGCCCAGACGCCGUCCUACCUCACCGGAGAGUUCCCCGGCGACUACGGCUGGGACACCGCCGGCCUCUCUGCCGACCCCGAGGCCUUCGCCCGCAACAGGGCUCUCGAGGUGAGCGAACCCUCGUCUGCUUCCUCCUUUUUCUCCUCUGAGAGAGAGAGAGAGAGAGAGAUGUGUGACUGAGAUCGCCGGCUGGGUGGGUUGCAGGUGAUCCACGGGAGGUGGGCGAUGCUGGGGGCGCUGGGAUGCAUCACGCCGGAGGUGCUGGAGAAGUGGUUGAAGGUAGACUUUAAGGAGCCGGUGUGGUUCAAGGCGGGGGCGCAGAUCUUCUCUGAGGGUGGGCUGGACUACCUGGGGAACCCUAACCUGGUGCAUGCCCAGAGCAUCCUCGCCGUGCUGGGUUUCCAGGUCCUGCUCAUGGGCCUCGUCGAGGGCUUCCGCAUCAACGGCCUCCCCGGCGUCGGCGAGGGCAACAACCUCUACCCCGGCGGGCAGUACUUCGACCCCCUGGGCCUUGCCGACGACCCCGUCACCUUCGCUGAGCUCAAGGUCAAGGAGAUCAAGAACGGCCGCCUCGCCAUGUUCUCCAUGUUCGGUUUCUUCGUCCAGGCCAUCGUCACCGGAAAGGGACCUCUGGAGAACCUCCUCGACCACCUAGACAACCCCGUUGCCAACAAUGCCUGGGUCUACGCCACCAAGUUCGCCCCCGGCUCUUAA